AUGGCUGCUGGGCUUAAGGAGUUGCAGCCGGGAUUGAGUAGCAGCCGGCCUGAAGAAGUAUCACGGUUGAAUUUGCAGAAGUUUGGCGGCCGGGUCUUGGAGUUUUCGAGAAGAAUGGCCAGGUGUGAAGUUUGGUGGCCGGGCAAGAAGUUUGGCAGCCGAGUCUCCAGGAGCUUGGCGGCCGAGUUUGCAUCAGCUGGAAGCUAG
Molecule: messenger RNA, 207 nt
Organism: Prunus armeniaca (apricot)
Lineage: Eukaryota; Viridiplantae; Streptophyta; Magnoliopsida; Rosales; Rosaceae
Source: the annotation of a GenBank genome assembly